GAGCCUUGGCUCAGCAAUCUCUGGAGAAGACAAACCUAAACUCAGUCUGAAAGAUCUUACUGGACUGACAGCUUCAGAGAAAAUUUGAUUGUCUAGAAGUCUGCUCCUCUUCAUUUGUUCCUGGGGACACCUGCGAAGAUUGGUGUGGAGACAGCUUUCCAGGUUCUCUCUUUAGGCCAAAGUAUCUUCCACGAUGUUCCCACUGCAAAGUGCCCAGAUGCUGCAGACCCUGGAGAGGUCCUUGAGGAAGAGCCUUCCUGAAUCCUUAAAGGUUUACGGGACCGUCUUCCACAUGAACCAGGGAAACCCAUUCAACCGGAAGGCUCUAGUGGACAAGUGGCCUGACUUUAACACAGUGGUUAUCCGCCCUCAGGAGCAGGAGAUGAUAGAUGAUCUGGAUCACUACACCAAUACUUACCAAAUCUACUCCAAGGACCUCAAGAACUGUCAGAAAUGCCUUGGCUCACCAAAAGUCAUCAACUGGAAACAGCAUUUGCAGAUCCAAAGUUCACAGCCCAGCCUGAAUGAGGUGAUACAAAAUCUUGCAGCCACUAAAUCCUUCCAAGUCAAGCAAACCCAGUGCAUACUCUAUAUGACGGCUGAGACAAUAAAGAAGCUGGCUCCUUCCCUGCUGGAGGGAAAGACCUUACCACCCACUGGUGGCAAACCUAAGGCCAUCUGCCAAGAGAUGUUUAAACUCUCUUCCCUGGAUGUGACCCAUGCUGCCUUGGUGAAUAAAUUCUGGCACUUUGGUGGCAAUGAGAGGAGCCAGAGAUUCAUCGAGCGCUGUAUCCAGACCUUCCCCACCUUCUGCCUGCUGGGGCCUGAGGGGAUCCCUGUGUCCUGGAACCUGAUGGACUACACAGGAGAGUUACGGAUGGCAGGUACCAUGCCUGAGUACCGGGCCCAGGGCCUUAUCACUCAUGUCAUCUAUUCCCACACAGUCUCUCUAAACCAACUCGGCUUCCCCGUAUAUUCUCACGUUGACAAGAAUAACAAAAUGAUGCAGAAAAUGAGUAAUAGGCUGCAUCACAUCAGCGUACCUGGUGGCUGGAACCAGUGGCACUGUGUGCCCCUGUGAAGCAGCCCUGCACGGAAGACCAUGGCAGAUGUGCCUGGGCAGACAGAAAGCAUAAACUGUGAUUGAAAUAAUCAAUAAAGGAAUGGCACUGUUUGGCCUCCAAGGAA
Messenger RNA from Suricata suricatta (meerkat), 1188 nucleotides. Its product is annotated as glycine N-acyltransferase-like. Gene Ontology annotation, cellular component: mitochondrion. Gene Ontology annotation, biological process: glycine metabolic process. Lineage: Eukaryota; Metazoa; Chordata; Mammalia; Carnivora; Herpestidae. The transcript is spliced from 6 exons. The record is from RefSeq and is a predicted model, not a curated record. The coding region runs from base 194 to 1081 and encodes 295 amino acids. Gene Ontology annotation, molecular function: glycine N-benzoyltransferase activity; glycine N-acyltransferase activity.